ACGCCGACAGGCUUUUUUAUUUUGGUGUACCCUAUCAUUUUUUGAACUAACAAUAGCAACCUACUUGGUCCGUCCCUGAGUGUUUGUCCACUUUUGACUUUUGGAACUGUUCAUCUAAGCACUUUGACUCAUCAAAUUCUCUCAAUGUGUAAGCCUAAAAAUAGUCAUGUGUGAUCUUGUUUGAUUCGUCUUAACAUAUAGAUUAUUAAUAUAUAAUUUUUAUAAUUUUUUAAUAUACAAAUAACAAGAUAAAAUGGAUUAAAGAAGUGCAUUGGAUGAUGUGCAAAAAUGAGUGGGGACAAACACUCACUCACGGAAAUGAAGAUGCUUUUACCAGAGAGACGGAGGUUGAAGAAAAGCUAUCCUCCGUCCCAACCCUAAAGCGCCGCCGCAGAGAUAAGAACAGGGAGGCGCUCCGCCGUAGAACACGUAUAAGAACCAGCUCACGUCCCAGACUUUACAGGCAAUGUGCAUCUCUAGUGGGACCGUCCAUCGGGGUCGAAGAGAACUAGUCCAUGCCCAAGAACGUCUACAAGAGCUACAGCGAAGAGAAGUGCAAUUGGAGUCCGAAAUACAAUGCGCGAUUGGUAAGAUCAAGAAAUUGGAAUUCAUAGCGAGGCUUUGGCGCAGCAUUCUAAUACUGUUCGUAGCCGUUUCGUUUUACUUGUUCUACCGAAUCGUUCUUCUUUGAGAGUUUUCGCUUGUGAAUGUAGACACAUCAAAUUAUGUGCUUGAACUUUGUGUACCAAUGGAGUACUUUAAUCUCAAGUUGUGAGUUCAAAAAAGAAGAAGAAGCUCGUGUUUUUCUUCACACAAACAUCCACCGCCGCGGUCGCAAUCGUCGCCGUCGAUUCAAGAAAACAUGACAAAUCUGACGGUGCACAGCGCGCCACCGCCAUCUCAUCUCUUCACAUUCUUCACCUUCUCAAGAAAAUGUGAUCUUCGCAGUACCCCUUCUUCUCGUUGGCCCUUCGAACUCUUGUGAUCCCUUCGUCAAAUUCCCCCUUUUUUUUAUUUCAUUUUUAUUUUUGGGUGGUGAUUUCUGUAUAAAGCCCAAAUCUUCACCUUAAAAUUUCCCUAUUCGCACUUCCCAAAAUUGCCCGAGAUCCACACUUCGUCUUGUUUGUUGAAGUUAAUAACCAAUUCCAGUUAAGGCAUGAGGAGAACAAUGUGUUACAAUGAUGUGCCUGAAGUUGUUGGGGAACAAUGGCCCAUCAAGAAAGCACUGACAUUGUCUGACGUGGACAUAACACAUCCUUUCCUCACAUUGUCUCGGCAACAAGUUGAAAACCACAUCGUUGUGCAUAUGGACCCACAACAGCAAGAGAUGUUGAGAUCCCAAGGCCACGUGGAUUUCAAUGGUCAAGACGAUGACACUGGUGAGGUUUACAGCAUGAAGCUGAAGUGGCGAGGGAGUUACUACAAUCUUAUUGGCAAAUGGGGAAAGGUUGUCAGAACCAAAGGACUCGGCGUGGGCCAUGAGGUCAAAAUUCGUUGGGAUAAUGGGAUCUUGCACUUCUCUGUGCCACUUCAGCAUCUUGCUAUGAUGGUGAUGCCUGUCCAAAUGGUUGUGCGACCACCACCGCCAGUAGUGGGUAAUCCAUGGCCUAUCAAGAAGGUGCUGACUCUGUCUGAUGUUGACAUAAACCAUCCGUUUCUUCCUUUGCCACGUCAGCAAGUCGGGGAUCAUAUUCUUGCGCACUGGACACCUCAGCAGCAAGAACAGUUGAAGAAUGAAGAGCAGGCGGUCGUGAAUGCCCGAGACUAUGACACUGGAGAAGUCUAUCAAAUGAAGAUAAAACCAAAGGGGAAUUCCUAUAACUUAGUUGGGAAAUGGGGGGCAGUAAUUAGACAAAAAGGGCUUGGGGUUGGCGACGAGAUUCGGAUAUGUUGGGCUGAUGACUGCUUGUGCUUUUCAGUACCACAGGAGCACUGUUCUGCAACACAAAGUUCAAUGGUGGAUAAUUGGCCGAUUAAGAAAGCCCUAACUUUGUCUGACGUGGACACUACCCAUCCGUUCCUUACCCUGCCAGGGAAAGCAGUUGAAGAUUAUAUUCUCUUUUACUGGACCCCACAAGACAAGGAGGAACUAAGGAAUGCUCGUCAGAUGGAUGUUAACGGCCAAGAUGAUGACACUGGAAAUUUCUACCUAAUGAAGCUGCGAUGGCGCGGGAGCUACUAUAAUCUCAUUGGUAAAUGGGGGAAAAUCAUAAGAGCAAAGGGACUCCGGAUUGGGAUGGAGAUUAGGCUGCGUUGGGUCAACAAGUGUUUGCACUUUUCCGUUCCCGAGGUACUUGGUGUGCCACUGAAUGUAUGAUGGCAGGCUGCAAAUGAACAUGUUCGGGAAAAAUACAACAAGGUGAUUUGAUGGGCCCUAUUUGUUUAUUCAGGCACAUCCGCGAGGAACUUAUUUGAGUAAUAUGAUGCCCCCACUGUACAACUGUAUAGAUGUGUGUAGUGUACCAUUGUUUUACUGACAAGGAGAGCCAAGUUGUAUAAACAUGGUUGUAUGAAGACUGUCAAGUAGAGCUGACUGACAUUGCUGUUCUGGUAUAGGAGAGGAUAACUAGUGUUUCUGUGAAGAACAACAGAUAUGGCUGAGUUCUAAAGUUCCUUUCUCGUGGAAUCCGAGUUCUAAAGGCUUGUUUGGUUGGGAAAUGUAAUUCCACUUGUUUGGUAGGAGGGAAUGGUGAAUCUGAUGAAUAGUUCUUCCCUCCACUUUGUGGGAUUAUUACAUUUUCAUGCAGUGGAGGAAUACGCUUAGACGGGAUUCAUGGGAGUGAACGAACCUGUGGGACCCAGACCGAGCCAAUGCUGUUGAACUGUAUAUGGGGAACAAGAAGACUGAAAAGCUACUGUGUUAGUUAAGUUUGUAACAGAGUUCAAUAUUGAAUUGCAAUGGAAGGAGAAGCUUCAUGUUGAGGUAAUUAUGUGCCCAAACUUUGUAAAGGACUCCAUUUGUAAGGGAUUUUAGAUGAAAUAAUAGUGUAAUGACUUU
Messenger RNA from Cuscuta campestris, 2998 nucleotides. Lineage: Eukaryota; Viridiplantae; Streptophyta; Magnoliopsida; Solanales; Convolvulaceae. The record is from the annotation of a GenBank genome assembly.